Molecule: messenger RNA, 3476 nt
Organism: Lepisosteus oculatus (spotted gar)
Lineage: Eukaryota; Metazoa; Chordata; Actinopteri; Semionotiformes; Lepisosteidae
Gene: gucd1
Product: guanylyl cyclase domain containing 1
Source: RefSeq, a predicted model, not a curated record
CCCGAAUAUCUCACCAUCUACUGUCACGAGUAGUACACUGGAGUACAAUAUAUUAUAAGAACAGCCUAUUUAUUCUAGUUCUCGUCCAUCCUUGACUGUGUUUAGAGGGCGCUGUAGGCGCAGCGGUUUUCAAAUGAGCGUCUGUGGAAGUCCUCGUUUUGCAAGAGGAAAUUGCGUACGGCGGAGAUGCAGGCAGAGGUGCCCAGCAGAUCAGCACUGUAGUGCCGGAGAGAGGCGGCCCGGACCGGGGUCGUAACUGUGGCUCCUAAUGUUCAUGUCCGGCGAACAGACCCAGCGCCGUGGUGCUGAGACGGUUUCCUCUCUGAAAAUCGCCAGAUCGUGCGCAGAAAGUGAAAAGGACUUAACAGCAUUAUAUAAAAAACAAGCAGCACAGAAUGACAGAUGGUGUUGUUCAACUGAAAGUACCUGCCAUUCGGCAGCUCUAUCACUGGGACUGUGGGCUGGCUUGUUCCAGAAUGGUUUUGAAGUACCUCCACCCAGUGAGUGAGGAGGAGUUUCAGAAUGCCUGCUGGGAGCUCAAGCUGACCGAAAGUGUAUGGACUAUUGACCUGGCCUACCUCAUGAGCCACCUGGGAGUCAGACAUCAGUUCUGCACCCAGACCCUUGGGGUAGAUAAGGGCUACAGAAACCAGUCGUUUUACAAAAAGCAUUUUGACACCGAAGAGGACAGAGUGAAUGAGCUCUUUAACAAGGCAGAGAGCAAUGGGGUGGUGGUGAAGAAACGCUCUGUGACGAUGCAGGACAUCCAGAAUCACUUGGCUCAAGGGCACGUGGCGAUAGUGCUGGUGAAUGCUGUGCUCCUGGUCUGUGACCUCUGCUCCACCCCUGUCAAGUAUUGCUGCUUCCUUCCUGUGGGCCAGAAGUGCUUCUGCAGGAAGCCUGACUACCAGGGGCACUUUGUGGUGGUGUGUGGCUUCAACCUUGCCACCAACUCUGUCUUCUACAACAACCCAGCUUACUCAGACAGAGUGUGUUAUACCAGCGUAAGUAACUUUGAGGAGGCACGAAAAAGCUAUGGGACAGACGAAGACAUUCUGUUUGUCUACAAGGAGAGCUGAUGUCCGGGAGACAUGCCUGAUUUCUGCACACGAGCACUACACCGUGACAGCUUUGCUGUUUGUUUACAGCCUAGGACAUUGCACCAGAACUUAGCAGCUUUGAUCUUUAAGUUUGGGCAGCAUGGUAUCUUUAGAUGGGGCUGUUUGUUCCAAUGGAAAAAUGGCUGAUUGCACAAAAAAACACAUCACUGUGUCAUUUGUCUACCUUCAUAAACCACGUGUUUCAGGUGGUGUCAAAGUAAGGGAAUUUCUUUUUUUGUGGACAGAAUGUAGAAAAUGUGACUGAACACGUCCAGUGUUAUGAUUUUUCCUUCUGUGCAUAUGGGCGAGUUCCACAUAUUGAGAAAAAGCAGAGUCUGGCACAUUUUUUAAAAUCAACGUGCAAUUUAAGAUGUAGGAAACCUUCUCUGUGAGGUUAAUGUAAAGACGAAAAUAUAAAAAUAGUAUUGAGGUUCCAACAAAAGUGGUUCAGUGAUAUUCUCAACAGUAUGAUCGGUAAUCGCAAAUGAUAGUGGUCAGAAAGCUUGAUCCCUUUAUAUUGUGUUUUCUGUACCAUUUUGAAAUAUCCCCAGGUUUUCUCUAGAGUGGAAACGAGAAAUGUGCUCAUUUGGAGCUUUCCUCACCUCUUGAGAUGAAAAAGCCAAUCCUGUAUUUGUAUAUUAUUGGUCGGCAAGCUUGAAAAUUUAACAACAGUUUGUCUGCACCUUACUUAUGAUCCAAUGGUGACGGAUGUCCAAGACCUAAGCAGAACAAGCUGGAGGUGUUUGCAGGUGUCGAUAACUUUUUUGACACCUGAAAGAUUCUGUCAGUUUUUUGUAAUGUUCCUUCAUGGGCCUCUGUAUCCAAAUUAGAGGUACUAUAUGUUAUCAUUAUAGCUAGGGUUAACUGCAUUUCUGAUAUGUUUUCAUCUUUUUGAUGAUGUGUUUUGACACAUUAGGCCUGGUUGAUAUAAUUCCUGAUUCUUGAGCAGGCGUUAUUUCAGAGGAGGUGGGUAAUUUUAAAAGCGUACUGAUUUAAUACAUUUGAGAUACAGACUCUCAAAGCUUUACCAGACCUCAGUUUAGGUAUAAGAAGGGCUUAUCCUGCAAUUGUGGGAGUACUAUACUUGACUGUUUUUAUGGGGAAAAAGGGUUAAUGUUUAUGUAUAUGCUGCUUCAGUUAAUUAUUUAAUUUGGUAAAUUUCAGAUUCUGUCAAUCUUUCAGGUAAAAUCUUUUUGAGUUCAGACUGCACUUCAAAAGCAAGCGAAUGGUUUUUGCCUUCUUUUUAUCCAACCUGAAAUUGUUAUACUUCAGGUUCUGUUGUUGGAUAGUAUCUGCAUUCUUAUCUUGUGUUAAUGCAAAAUAUACAGUACCAGUGUGAACUGGGCUUGAAAAACAGGUUUGGGAGAAAUCUCCUUUCCUCCGUGAGCUGGUGAAAUGAAAAGGAAAACAUACAGUACGCACCUCACCUGUCUUCAGCUUCAAAUACCAGGAAACACACAAGCACCACACCUGUUUCAAAAACAUUAUUAGGAAAACACAAGAACCUCACAUCCAGGUGCAGCCUUGGGGACUGCUUUGUGCUGCAGAGUGCAGUCAGCUGUUUCACAGGACCACAGUCUGCACACAGCAGAUUGCAAGGGGAAGAGACCCUCUACUAUACAUUUUAGUUUUCAUGUAGUAGAGGUUUACCAUUUUAGAGUUUUUUUUUUCUUCUAUGUUUGUCAUCCUCAGUUUUCAACUUGUUUGACAAAGGGAAAUGAUUGCAAAAAGUGAAAAUUCUUUAGAUAAAUUGUACAGUAUUUUCUGUGGUAUUGUUAUUUUUUGUAAACCACUUCAGCAUUGUUGUAAUGAAAAGAAUAAGUAGUGCGGUCUGUUUGAAAAUGAUAUUGGUACACCAAUAUGAUUGUAUGUAUAAUAUAUUGUAUCAUUUUGGAAGUUAAACGAAGAAAGGUAUUACUGGAAUAUGCAUUGGAUCUAAGAAUAUUUAAAACCACGUUGAUCUUUGUCUUCAUUAAUACUAAUGCACAGAGAGGUUUGAUCCCUUUGAUUAGUCUGGGUUUGUGUCUUUUAUUGUUUGGGGUUGUGAUAAAAAUACAAAUGGUUCUUGAGGGUUUCCUUUAAGAUAUUUUUUAUCCAUGUAAUUACACACCAGUGACUGUGCAAAUUAAAAGUAAAAUCUCCUUGUAACUGUAUCAGUGAAGGAAAUUACUUAAAAGGAAACCACGUGUAAGUAUCUGCAUUCAGUACAGCCCUGUUAUUUUCAAUCGAGUCAUGAAUCUUCAGUUUCAAAGACUCUUUUCUGCUCAUGUCAGAAAUGGAUAUUCUUGGAAUACAGUGUGCACACAAGUUUGCAUAUACAAAACUACUUUGCAUGUAGAUAUCUGUUUGAUAAAUAAAACAUUCCUCUAGAUUCCA